AAUCGAAGAAGCCUGAAUACGCUAAGCACAGACGCUAAACCAGAAAACUGCUGCAUUGUUUAUUCAGCUAAUAUUUCAGCAACCAUGUCUUCAGUUCAGCAUCUCAGAGAGUUUAUCAGAGAGCGACUARCUGCUGCUGCUCAAGAAAUCUUCACAGAGGUUGAAAAAACCAUCAUUUGCUACGAGGAAGAGCUCGAUGCUCAGCGCAGAAUGAUGGGGAUCVACUGGAAACCAGAAAUUAAGMUACACAGAGUCGGUUCGGAGCUGCAGAGACAAAGUUCUGGCCUACAACAGUCAAGUGUCUCCAAUGAGGAGGAAGCUUCUGCCAUCCAACAAGUCUGGAGCCUGGCAAGUAGGUUCAGUCAGGACCGGAAAGAAUCAGAACAUCAAUGGACUGAAGAGGAACAGAUGGAGCCAGAACCUAAAUUGAUUAAAAAAGAAGAAGAUGAACCAGAACCUACACUGCUCAAACAUGAGGAAAUAGAAUAUCCACUAAUGUAUGUAAAAAAAGAGGAGUUACAUUCUUCAGUGCUUCAGCAGGAACAGCAGCCACCAGAACAUUUCCCAUCUGGACAGGACCAGAAGGACCUCUGUAGCCGUCAGGAGGGAGAGCAGCUUGUCCAGAAGCAGUUUGUUGCUUUGAUUGAGACUUCUACUCUUCAGGAAGAUGAUAUGAGUGAAGAAGAGACAAGAACAGAGCAGCUUUCCCUUCCUAUCUCUGCAGUGAAUAAGAGCAAAGAUCAGGAAGGAAGCAGCUGCUCUGUGUCAGAGAGUCGGUCUGAUACUGGCACAAAGAAAAGACCUUUCAAAUGUGACAUUUGUGGGAUAUUUUACACAACACAGUGGAAAUUGAAAAACCAUUACAAAACCCACACUGACCUCCAACAGCCAAGUGUCUCCAAUGAGGAGGAAGCUUCUGCUAUCCAACAAGUCUGGAGCCUGACAAGUAGGUCCAGUCAAGACCAGAAAGAAACAGAACACCAGUGGACUGAAGAGGAACAGAUGGAACCAGAACCAAAAUGGAUUAAAAAAGAAGAGGAGGAACCAGAACCUGCACUACUCAAACAUGAGGAACAUUUAAUAUCCAUAAAAAAAGAGCUAGAUUCUUCAGUGCUUCAACAUGAACAGCAGCCACCAGAACAUUUACCAACUGUACAGGACCAGAAGGACCUCUGUAGCAGUCAGGAGGGAGAGCAGCUUGUCCAGAGGCAGUUUGUUGCUUUGAUUGAGACUUCUACUCUUCAGGAAGAUGAUAUGAAUGAAGAAAAGAAAAGAACAGAGCAGCUUUCCCUUCAUAUCUCUCCAGUGGUUGAGAGCAAAGAUCAGGAAGGAAGCAGCUGCUCUGUGUCAGAGAGUCGGUCUGAUACUGGCACAGAGAAAAGAUCUUUCAAAUGUGAUAUUUAUGUGUGA
Messenger RNA from Poecilia reticulata (guppy), 1410 nucleotides. RefSeq lists its product as uncharacterized. Gene Ontology annotation, biological process: regulation of gene expression. Lineage: Eukaryota; Metazoa; Chordata; Actinopteri; Cyprinodontiformes; Poeciliidae. The record is from RefSeq and is a predicted model, not a curated record. Gene Ontology annotation, cellular component: nucleus.